This is a messenger RNA of Stegastes partitus (bicolor damselfish), 945 nucleotides long. It is a transcript of the gene or70b1, whose product is annotated as olfactory receptor, family 70, subfamily B, member 1. The coding region runs from base 1 to 945 and encodes 314 amino acids. Gene Ontology annotation, molecular function: olfactory receptor activity; odorant binding; G protein-coupled receptor activity. Gene Ontology annotation, biological process: G protein-coupled receptor signaling pathway; detection of chemical stimulus involved in sensory perception of smell. The transcript has a single exon. The record is from RefSeq and is a predicted model, not a curated record. NCBI's taxonomy places the organism in Eukaryota, Metazoa, Chordata, Actinopteri, Pomacentridae. Gene Ontology annotation, cellular component: membrane.
AUGGAAAACUUGACGCUGAACAGCUUCACCCUGCAGCUGGAGGGGAUAAAGGUGGCCGAGGUGUCCACGUAUCCCGUCUUUGUCUUCUUCCUGUCCUCCUACCUGCUCAUCAUGGUCGCCAACAUCGGCAUCGUGGUUCUGGUUUUCCUGGACAAGAACCUCCACCAGCCGAUGUACCUGCUGUUCUGCAACCUGCCCGUUAAUGACAUUGUGGGAAACUCCAUCAUGGUUCCCCGGCUGCUCUCCGACAUCCUGCUGCCUCCGUCCAGACGCCUCAUCAGCUACUACGAGUGCGUGGUCCAGGCGUUCACCACCCACAUGUUCGGCACCACCUCCCACACCAUCCUCAUGAUCAUGGCGUUCGACAGGUACGUGGCCAUCUGCAACCCGCUGCGCUACGCCUCCAUCAUGACCAACAGGAUGGUGCUGAAGCUGACGGUGUCGGCCUGGGGAGUGGCCUUCGUCCUGGUGGCGGUUCUGCUCGGUCUGACCAUCCGGCUGAACCGCUGCAGGACUCUGAUCACGAACCCGUUCUGCGACAACGCCUCGCUGUUCAAGCUGUCCUGUGAGAGCGUGUUCAUCAACAACGUGUACGGGCUGACGUUCACCGUGGUUCUGUUCACCGCCUCCAUCGGCACCAUGGUUCUGACCUACACCAGGAUCACCGUGGUCUGUCUGAUCAGCAGGAACAAGUCUCUGAACAGCAAGGCCCUGAAGACCUGCAGCACUCACCUGGUGGUGUAUCUGAUCAUGAUGUUCAACGGGAUGUCCAUCAUCACGCUGCACCGCUUCCCCCAGUACUCAGAUUACAGGAAGCUGUCGGCCAUCUUGUUCCACAUCAUCCCCGGCAGCCUGAACCCCAUCAUCUACGGCGUUCAGUCCAAAGAGGUCCGAAAGUUCCUGUCCAGGCUGGUGCCGUCCAGGAAGGUUUUGUCCUCGUUAUAA